This is a messenger RNA of Trichoplusia ni (cabbage looper), 2638 nucleotides long. RefSeq names its product proton-coupled amino acid transporter-like protein CG1139. The transcript is spliced from 9 exons. The coding region runs from base 111 to 1556 and encodes 481 amino acids. The record is from RefSeq and is a predicted model, not a curated record. Gene Ontology annotation, cellular component: vacuolar membrane. Gene Ontology annotation, biological process: amino acid transmembrane transport. Lineage: Eukaryota; Metazoa; Arthropoda; Insecta; Lepidoptera; Noctuidae. Gene Ontology annotation, molecular function: amino acid transmembrane transporter activity.
AUCAGUCAGCGGGCGCGCGCUGUCUUUUGCUGCAGUCACCUGUGAUCGCGCGCGCUAUCCGCUCAUGCGCAGUCCGGCACGACACGACGCGAACGUUCAUUACGAAUAAAAUGCAGAAUAAUAAAAAAUCGCAGAAGGUGCUGGUGAGCCACAUCAGUGGCAGUGUCGUCUCCUUCACCCAGGAGGACAGCAGUGUCUCCGAUGGCUACGGCAUGUUCCCGUCGCGAGAGCAGAUCAUCCCGAACAACAAGUUCGACGCCGAGAAUGCGAAGGCUCUGAACGGACAUCCCCACCACGACGGGCAUCACCAUGUCACACACCCCACCUCGUAUGCGGAUACCAUGCUCCACCUGUUCCGCGGGAACAUCGGCACCGGUCUGCUGGCCAUGGGCGACGCCUUCAAGAACGGCGGCAUCGUCUUCUCCCCAAUCGUCACCGCACUGCUCGGCAUCAUCUGCGUCCACGCGCAGCACUUACUGCUGAACUGCUCUGAGGAGAUGCACCGCCAGACACACCGGGAGAGUCCUCCGGGCUUCGCCGACACCGUGUACCUAGUGUUCAAGAACGGGCCCAUACAGACUCGCCGCCUUGCCACGCCCAUCAAGAUCAUGGUCAACAGCUUCCUCUGCGUCACGCAGCUCGGCUUUUGCUGCGUAUAUAUCGUCUUCAUCGCGAACAAUGUUAAAAUGAUUUGCAGUCAGUACAACAUCCACAUCGAGCUGUCUGUGCACAUGAUUUUCGUCGUCGUCCCGGUUCUCGUGGCCUGCAUGGUGCGCAACCUCAAGUACCUGACUCCGUUCUCCACUGUGGCUAACAUCCUGAUGGCCGUCGGAGUCGCUGUCGUGGUGUACGAGGCUACCCAGGAGCUGCCCCCCGUCCAGAGCAGGGAGUACAUCGCCUCCUGGCAACAACUGCCCCUCUACUUCGGAACUGCCAUCUACGCUUUUGAAGGCAUCGGAUUGGUCCUUCCCCUGAAGAACGAGAUGAAGAAACCGGAGAUGUUCCAGAAGCCUCUAGGAGUACUCAACGUCGGCAUGAUGGUCGUCGGCAGCAUCUUCAUCACCGUGGGCUUCCUGGGAUACCUCAAGUGGGGCGAUGACGUGCUUGGCAGCUUGACUCUUAACCUGCAGCCUGGCAGAGUGCUGAGCAACGUAGUCCAGGGCCUGAUCGCGUUGGCAAUGCUGUUCACAUACCCGCUCCAAUUCUACGUUCCCGUUGCCAUCACCUGGCCGGUACUUCGCAAGAAAUACGCCGCCACCCACCCCGUCGCUAAGGAGCUGGGAUACAGGGCUUUGCUGGUUUUACUCACAUUUGUACUGGCUGAAUCGAUCCCAGAGCUUGGCCUCUUCAUAUCGCUGGUAGGCGCUGUCAGCAGCACAGCCUUGGCUCUGAUGUUCCCGCCUCUCAUCGAGCUGGUCUCCCAGUCACAGAAGCCCGGUGGCAUCCCCAAGUACAUGAUUGCCAAAGACUGCUUCAUCAUUCUUUUGGGCCUGUUCAUCUUCGUCACUGGCACCUACGAGAGCGUCGCUUCCAUCAUCAGGGCGUUCAAACAGUAAACUAGUUAAAUUAAGUAUACGUUAAAUGAAGUCUGUGUGUUAGUAGUUGCAUUGUCAAAAAUAGUUUAUAGUUAUAAAUUUUGCUCACAAGAUACCUUCCCAAAUUGUGAGGUAGUUUAAUGCUUUUGAUGUACACCACAAAUAUUUAUCUGUCGUUGAAAUUUCCAAAUUUUAUUUAGACUUAUAAAGAAUCUAUUUAUGUAUGGAUAUAUAUGUAGCCACUAAUGAAAGAAUAAUAUUGACACUUGAUGCUAUAAGUAUUCCCUAUAUUUAUUGACAGAUGGUAUUAAGAAUGCCUGAUUUUAUCGUAGUAUAUUGUUAAAGAAAUAUCUCUCUGAAACAUUCGAAUUUGUGUGUAGAGAUAGGUGGUCUCUGUGUGAUCUUACUUCUACAAUUAAUGUAUGUGAAUAGUAAUGUGUCGUCUAUAAGCAUUUAUUCAUAUAGAUAAGCUCAUUGCCAAAAACAGUACCUAAGUAGCAGACGUACCAAUACACUGGACAUGAUUUUGUUUAUGAUAUUGUGAAGAUUUAAAACUCCCAUAGAAAUAUUUUGCUAAAGAAUUAUAUUUACUCUUGUUACCUUUUAUCAAAGAAAAAAAAUAUGUCUAAAGCCAAAGGAUAAAAGAUUCUCUAAAUAUUUAUGCUUUUUCUUACGGGGAAAGGCACCAUAUUAUCUAUAUUGAUGUGAAUUUAGAUUGGAUGUUAAACUUAAAAGUAGCCAUUUAAAAUCAAUGUUAGGAAAAACUACAUAAAAAGACGUACAAAUACCAAUGGUUUAUUUUAAGGAAUCGUAUUUUUAGGUUUAUUUUGUUUCUUAGUUUAAUUAUCAUUACCUAUAAGUUUCUAUAAACAUGAAAAAGAAUAGCUGUGACAAUGACGUGAUUGAUUAAAAUAUAAGUUUUCUUGAAUUUCGAAUAUGUCUCGUGAAUGCAAAUGAUCACAUUAAAAGUCGCGUUUAUGAUGUUUGUGAAAUGGUUUCAGAAUGUAUUUUUAAGACAUUUAAGUGCAACUAUGACUAUGUAAUCUUAAAUUUAAAUCCUGAUUCUAUUGUUAUUUUUCUGUGAUACAAGCUAUUAAAUAAAU